GUCCAAUCAAUAUUCUUCCAAGGUUGCAGAUGUUGGAAGUAAUUCGUAUAACAAAUUGUGGUUCCCUUGAAGAACUCUUUACCGUUAAGCACCCACAAACUCACCAAAAUGAUGCUUCUGUUUCACUGAUCAAAUUGGUUGAACUAGUUUUAGAAAAUCUACCAAAGUUGAGACAAAUAUGGUGGGAUAGAACUCCAAACAAAACUCAUAGAUUUCAGAGACUUGCUUCUGUUGACGUUGCAGGUUGUGACCUUCUUGAUUGCAUCUUCCCAGUGUCCGUAGCUAGAGGUGUACCCCGGCUCCACAAACUGAAAGUUGGUUCUUGUUUAUCGGUGAAAGAGAUUGUUGGAAAGAAUGGAAGAGAAUCAGAACCAGAUGACGUAAUUCUCCCUAAGAUAUGUAGUAUCGAGCUUGAAGAUUUACCAAAUUUGAUCGGUUUCUGUACUAGGACGUCUGUGUUAAGGUGGCUUUCUUUGAAAGAACUACGAAUCUUGAACUGUUCAAAAAUGGGGUCCUUCAUUUCAACUUCAAGCAUGAAUGGUGAAGGGUCAGGAUGGUUCAUAGAGGAAAAGCGCUCAAACUCAAUUCAACCAUUCUUCAUGGAAAAGGGUUUUUUUCCGAGCUUGGAGAAACUGCGGAUCGAUGGCCUCGAGUGUGUAAAUGCCUUAUGGCAUAUAGAUAUUGUAGCUGAAUCGUUCAGUCAACUGAGAGUCCUAGAAGUGAGAAACUGCAACAGCUUGUCAAAACUUAUACCCUCGAGUUUACUCCCGAGGCUGCAGAAUCUGGAAGAAGUAUAUGCAACUCAAUGUUGUUUGCUCGAGAAGGUUCUAGAGCAAACGGAAGAAGAUUAUGUUGAAAAGGUCAUUCUUCCUAAACUUCACACCGUUCGACUAACAAACCUACCAAAACUUGCAAGUUUUUUAUCUGGGCAUCGCACUUUUGAAUGGCCAAGCCUUCAAAUAUUGGCUUUAGAGGACUGCCCAAGCUUAAAAACGUUCUCUUCGGUGCUCCAGGUUAUUCCUAAGCUAAAUGCAGUUGAGAUCGGCUACGGUUUACUAGUGUGGAAUGGAGAUUUAGACAGCACCAUUCGACAAUUAUUCCCGAGUUGAUGUAUGUGAUAAACCAAACUAAACAAACCCAAUAUAGUUUUUGUAACAACUCGUCCCACAUGUAUAAGAAGUGAGAUCUGUAAGCUCCUUAUAAGCUUCAAGUUAUGGGCUACUAAUAACUUCCCUAUGACUUUUAGCUGGAUUUGAAGUUAUUGAGCCAACCGGUUGCUUUGGGACAUUAGUAAUGGCAUCUUAGGCGAAUCACACAUCGCUGAUUACAAGGAGGAAGAUUUUGGGUAGGCUUGACAAGGACGUCAUUUUGCUUCUUAUAAACCCCAAAUCGUGGCACCAAUAACUUCCACCAUGGUUUUAAGUUGGAUUCGAAGUUAUUAGGCCAGCCUGUUGCUUUCACUAAUACUGAAAAAUAUGUGGAACCGCAUCAGAUAGAGAAGGGAGGUUCCAAUAUAUAUUGAGGAGAUAAGGUCCAAGUCUAGCCAGACGAUGAUUCAACUAUUAAUAGCUCUCACUCUUCUCCCACAAGGCGACAAUUCGGAGUUCCUCCCAAGAUGAUGAUUCCCUGGUUCGAGACUCAAAAUCGUUGAAUGAGAGUUGCCACACAUUAUGUUACCAAAUAGUCGUUGGCUCAACGAUAUCCGCAGGUCAAGGUUCAAACAUCACUAAAGGUUAGAAUUGUUUUCCUUUUUUGCAUAUGGAUUCUUUUAACUUUGAUUUCUCUUUUGAUAGAUGGAACCAAUGUUGUGUGUUUCUUGAUUAUUUUCUGUGUUUUUUCUUUGCAUUUACCAGGUUGAGUUCUUGCGUACACAUGGAAAACUAUAAAAAAAAAUUAGUAUCGUCAAAGGUGUCACCGUGUUAUUUUGUUGGGUGUAAACACAUAUAUUUCUUGAAACUACAAUAAUAGCGUAAGCUUUUGUUGGCAGAGUUAGUUCGCAUGGUCUUCUCUCCUUCCAGGAGCGG
Messenger RNA from Cynara cardunculus var. scolymus (artichoke), 2024 nucleotides. RefSeq lists its product as uncharacterized. NCBI's taxonomy places the organism in Eukaryota, Viridiplantae, Streptophyta, Magnoliopsida, Asterales, Asteraceae. The transcript has 2 exons. The record is from RefSeq and is a predicted model, not a curated record. The coding region runs from base 30 to 1109 and encodes 359 amino acids.